Labeo rohita (rohu) is the source of this 3015-nucleotide messenger RNA. Its product is annotated as cytochrome b5 domain-containing protein 1. Lineage: Eukaryota; Metazoa; Chordata; Actinopteri; Cypriniformes; Cyprinidae. The coding region runs from base 108 to 752 and encodes 214 amino acids. The record is from RefSeq and is a predicted model, not a curated record. The transcript is spliced from 4 exons.
CACAACACCAGUGUAACAACAACAACAGCCACCUUCUGCGCUCACUGAAUACUCUUUAAAACGAGUAAACAGUUUUUCUGUUUCUCUAAAAUAGGUAGUUUGUUAAAAUGCGGCGCCCAAAGUAUUUCACGCCGAAGGAGGUGUCUGUUCACAACACGCUAAAAGAUAUAUGGGUGUCGUACCUGGGCAAAGUGUACGAUCUGACACCACUGCUGGAGGAACAUAAAGGUGAUGUGUUACUGAAACCUAUCACAGAGUGUGCAGGAAAGGACAUCAGUCACUGGUUUGACCAAAAGACAAAGGAUAUUCUUACCCAUGUUGACCCGUUGACUGGCUGCAUUAAAUACUACACCCCGAGGGGGCGCUUUUUACACAUACCCCCUCCCUGCCCUCGCACUGAUUGGGCCAAUGACUUCGGAAAGCCAUGGUGGAAGGAUAACCGCUAUGAGGUUGGGCUGCUGUCUGCCAAAACACGCUGGAUCCGCAUUAUCAACACUCUAACCUCCCAAGAGCAGAGGCUGGAGGUUUGCUCUGAGGAGACUCUGGAUGAGAUUCUCCAGCGAUACCUGCGCUACAAUUCCCAUGCAGAAAGCUACACUUGGAAGCACAAUGGCGUAAAUUUGGAUAUGAGCAAGACCCUGAGUGAAAACGGCAUCCCUGAGGAGGACGAGUUUUACUGCGGAAGCCCAGACUGUGACCUUUUCUCUCCAUCCAUAUGUCUGUAUUUCAACGACGACCUCACUGAACUCUAAAAACGUAUGCUAUUAAUAUGAACAGUGGCAUAUAAUUCAUUAGAAAAUCAUAUCCACUGUGAGCCAAUUUGAGCAAGGAGCAUGAACGGCACAUCAACUAUUCAUGUGUUCAGUGUUUCAUCGAUUCCUGUCUGUGGUUAUCUUAUUGCAGCUCUCUGGGCUUCAUCCAAUCAAAUGCUGAGCAGCAGAAUAAAAAAGAUGAAUGCCAGCCUACAUAAUAAACCCCUGAACCAUAAAGUCUGGUGGUUGCCAUGGUAAUUGCUCGGAGGAAAUGCAGCAGCAACUGUAUUGUGGGCCACAGCGGGCUCUCAACCCUAAUUAAGUAGCAUUAUAUAUGUAUGCAUGUACACAGAAAUGAUUUCAUGCAGCCAACAUUUCAAUUUAAUCACUGCUUUAUGAGACUCUGCCAUUAACAUCUGCAACGUGUAUCUUUUUGCUAAGCAGUUUCCUUUGGUUGUGCUCAGUGUACUUGGUCUAAUGAAUUUUUUGGAUUGUUUUGUUCUAUGUGCACUGGAAGGAACAUUUGACACAGUGGUUCUCAUCCAGGGGGCCCACUAGGUGUUUUGAGAUGGCUUAAAAUGAUUUAAAAGACGACUAAAUAUGGAUUAACAGCUAAAACUGAAGAUGUAAGCUGAUGUCAUAUUUCUCCAUUCCCUCAACAUCUGUUUCUACAAUCUUGGAUAACCUAGAUUUAUGUGGAAUUUUAAAAAUGUGAUUUCAAGACCUACAAAAGUCAUGCACAUUUCUAUAACAAAUAUACAUUUUUCUGGUUGUCAAGCUCAGAAAUAAUCGACUGGGUAGAAACUGCUGAGAAAUCACUAUUUUCAUAUAAAAAUAAUAAUAAUAAAAAAAACCUGUAAUCACAAAUUACUACAAAAAUCAUGUAAAUUCAUUAAUAAUAUCAUGAUAAAUGAUAGUUAUUGAAACUGCAUCUGUAAUUAUGGAAUCGUAUUGUUUAUAAUAUUUUAUUUAACUACUUUAAAUAAAUGUUGCUAUUAUAAAUGUAAUUUAGAUAAUUGAUAUAAAUAUUUAAGUAAGUAAGUUGAUUUCAUAUUGCAACUUCUAGUUUUUGUAAAAUUUUUAUAGCUUUUUUCAUACUAGGAAUAUAUUGGUGGGACUUGAAAUUUUGUCAAACGACUGCAAAGGUCAUGUAAAUUCAUUAAUAAUAAUUUAAAACAUGGUAAAUAUUUGGUUAUUGAAACUGCAUCUGUAAUUAUGGAAUUUUAUUGUUUUAAUUAUUUAUAAUAUUUAACAAUUUUAUGUAAAUCUUACUAUUAUAAACAGUGUUGGGUGUAACACAUUAAUGCAAGUUAUGUAAUAUUAUUACUUUUUCAAAGUAACUAGUAAAGUAACGCAUUACUUUUUAAUUGACAGGAAAAUAUCUGAGUUACUUUUUCAAAUAAGUAAUGCCAGUUACUUUUUCCCCCAUUUAUUGAUUAAAAGCUCUCCUGUACCCAUGUUGAGAGAAAUUGGGAGUAAGAUGUUAGUUCUAGAAUAAAUGUGAACAUGGAUUAAUUUAUCUCACUCACGAAAAACAGAUUCAGUAUUCCUCAAAAUGAAUAAAAACAGUGAAAUUCAACUCAGAAUAUGACACAAACCUGCAAUAAUUAAAUAUGUUAAAUAAUACAAAUAUCCUUUAUACAUUUAAUACCAUUUUAUUAACCGAUAUCUUUGCUGCUGACCUUCGAUGAUGCAAUUCAACCAUAAUAAGCAAAAACUACUUAAGAUAAUCUAACAUUUGUUUUCCUUUUUUUAUUGCUGAAGAGUUGAUAUUUUUUCUUCUGCAUUCUACUGUACAGACAUGAAUUUACUUUUCUGAAAGCCUGAGGCUUUUGGUGUGAAAAGGCUUUUACAUUUGCCAAAAAUAGAACUUUUUAUAUUAAAAACAAACAAGCAAGCCCUGCCCAGAUUUAAAAAGUAAUGCAAAAGUAAAGUAACGCAUUACUUUCCAUAAAAAGUAACUAAGUAACAUAAUUAGUUACUUUUUUAGGGAAUAAUAUUAAUAUUGUAAUGCAUUAUUUUUUAAAAGUAACUUUCCCCAACACUGAUUAUAAACAUCAUUUAGAUAAUUUAUAGAAAUAUUAAAAGUAAAUUAAGUGUAUAUUGCAACUUCUACUUUCUUUAAAAAAAAAAGAAAAGAAAAGAAAAAUUUAAAUAAGUAGCUUUUUUCACACCAGAAGUAUCUUGGCGAGACUUCGGAUAUUGUCAAAUGACUACACAUAUCAGGUAAAUUCAUUAAUAAUAAUAUAAUAAUAAUAUAAAU